AAUCUCAACACCAGCAUCACCACCACCACCAAUAUCACCACCGGCAUCUUAGAAGAACCCUCAGAAGCAGAAUCUCAACACCAGCAUCAUCACCACCACCACCAAUAUCACCACCGGCAUCUUAGAAGAACCCUCAGAAGCAGAAUCUCAACACCAGCAUCACCACCACCACCUCCAAUAUCACCACCGGCAUCUUAGAAGAACCCUCAGAAGCAGAAUCUCAACACCAGCAUCAUCACCACCACCUCCAAUAUCACCACCGGCAUCUUAGAAGAGCCCUCAGAAGCAGAAUCUCAACACCAGCAUCAUCGCCACCACCUCCAAUAUCACCACCGGCAUCUUAGAAGAGCCCUCAGAAGCAGAAUCUCAACACCACCACCACCACCACCACCACCGGCAUCUUCAUCACCACCAGAGGAUAUAAGAAUCUAUAGUGCAGAAAUUCAACACCAGCAACACCACUAACACCAAUAUCACCACCAGUAGAACCCUCAGCAACACCGCUACUACCAGCAUCUUCAUCACCACCACCACCAGUAUCCCAAGAAAAACCCUCAACACCACCACAUCACCACCACCACCUUCAACACCACCCAGCCCUCGUGGUAAAUGGUGAACAUGGACGGUGAGGCGCUCAAACCCGAGGCCUUCCUCACCACCGCCCCCCCCGCGCCCCCCCUCGUCACCACCGCCCGCAGCCCCCCGUCGUACCCCAAGGUCGCCGAGGCAACGGAUGAGUUCCACCCGUUCAUCGAGGCCCUGCUGCCGCACGUUAAGUCGUUCGCCUACACGUGGUUCAACCUGCAGGCGGCCAAGCGGAAGUACUUCAAGAAACACGAGAAGAGGAUGUCCCUGGAGGAGAUAGAAUGGAAAAGAUAA
Eriocheir sinensis (Chinese mitten crab) is the source of this 879-nucleotide messenger RNA. RefSeq names its product nuclear factor 1 B-type-like. Gene Ontology annotation, biological process: regulation of transcription by RNA polymerase II. The record is from RefSeq and is a predicted model, not a curated record. Gene Ontology annotation, cellular component: nucleus. Gene Ontology annotation, molecular function: DNA-binding transcription factor activity, RNA polymerase II-specific; RNA polymerase II cis-regulatory region sequence-specific DNA binding. The coding region runs from base 610 to 879 and encodes 89 amino acids. NCBI's taxonomy places the organism in Eukaryota, Metazoa, Arthropoda, Malacostraca, Decapoda, Varunidae. The transcript is spliced from 2 exons.